Molecule: messenger RNA, 249 nt
Organism: Penicillium longicatenatum
Lineage: Eukaryota; Fungi; Ascomycota; Eurotiomycetes; Eurotiales; Aspergillaceae
Exons: 1
Coding region: 1-249 (82 amino acids)
Source: RefSeq, a predicted model, not a curated record
AUGUCCUCCAAAGAAACGUCAUGCUCUCUUCCGCACUGGGAUCAUCCUCCAGACCCCAACAACCCUCGGAAGAGCUCCACGGACGCCGUUGUCCACCAUCUCUAUUUUGAAGACAACGACAGCUUCUUUCCUCCUACCUGGAUUGGAAAAGAUGAUGCCUCCCUGCGACGUUCCUCCAAGGAUAGUUCAACAAGCCAUGGAUCCAAAGAUGAACACGAUGCCACAACGAAGCCAGAGAAUCCGAGCUGA